GCUGAAACGAAACAAAAGCUUUCCCUCAAAUUGCUCGGCUUUCAUUCAGAGUGAUAACUUGAUCGUUGCGCUGAUGAGUUUGCCUGUAUUUCCCUAUUCUGUUCCACUUGUUCUGUCGUCGCGUUAUCAUCACGAAUGAUCGGAAAAAAGUUUCGUCAAUAAUUUAUUUUUAUAUCUAUUUUAAUUUCUCGCGAAUUCACCGUUGAUCGCGAUGAAAAGAAAAAAGGAUUUCCACGAAACCGCGAUUGUACAAUGUGAUCCGUUUCUAACGCAUCGUAGUGGAAUAAAUGUGAUGUUGAAGUAAAAUCCUCGCAUAGAUAGGUCCCGGUGGAAAAAAAAGUGUAUAGAAACGCACAUGCCAUGACACACUUGAAAAGAGUUUCGUGACAAUCUGUUUAAUCUUCGCUAGUAAAUGAGAUUUAUGGCGCAAACAGUCCUAUUUUUUUUUUUUUCAUUAUCUUUUCCGUACAUAAAUGAUAAGCGAAUGCGGGUAGAGGAUAAAAAUGAUGGAAUAACAGAUUUCUCGUUACGCGAUAGUGUACCCUCAGAUAUAUAUUUUAUUAGUAUUUUGUAAUUAUCUGAAGUUCAACGUGAAAUCGAGGAAAGAAUAAAAGUAAUGUGUCAGUGUUGAUGGGAAAUAUUGCACGUUUUUCUUUCUUCUAAGAAGAAUAUCGAAGAAACAUGUUGGCACGAAGAUACUCUAUUACGAGACCCACGCACCGCGACUUCGAAGGUUUCAAUUAGACGACGUAAUCAAGUGAAUCAGAACUAGUAAUAGCUUUUCGAGAAUCUAUCUUCAACGAUGAUGCUGAAGGAGGAACACGACGGUGGCUACAAAAGAAACUGUUGUCCAACAAUAAGAUCAUCGGGGAGCGAGCUCGAGAGACGAAAGAUAAGAAAAGAUCGACGAAUCGUCUCGAGUGUGACAACCGAUUGAACUGAUAGUUUCUUCUUUUUUUUUAUCGUGGAUCUACAACGUAGCCUAAAGGGAUUCUGGGCUCUGGAAUCAUAAGCUGGCAUCAUGGGGAAUGGUAUGAAUAAGGUACUUCCUGGCCUCUACGUCGGGAAUUAUCAUGAUAGUAAGGAUGCUGAUCAAUUAGAACGAUUCGAGAUCACCCAUAUUUUGGCAAUUCACGACACCGCUCGUCGAUUGCAUUCUGAUAAGCAUUAUUUAUGUAUACUGGCGUCGGACAGUCCAGAUCAGAACUUAUCUCAGUAUUUCUCCCUGUGUAAUGACUUCAUUCACGCAGCUCGUCUGCGCGGUGGAAACGUUCUGAUACAUUGCUUAGCCGGUAUGUCAAGGAGCGUGACAGUAGCAGUGGCCUAUAUUAUGAGUACCACCAAUCUUUCAUGGAAAGAGGCACUCAAAGUGGUCAGAGUAGGUCGUUCCAUUGCCAAUCCAAACGUCGGUUUUCAGCAACAGCUAAAAGAUUUCGAAUCUAGCCGAUUGCACGAGGAACGACGUAGGCUGAAGGAGCGAUUUCCAAGCUUGGCACUGGCAGAGUCCGAUGCAGAAGUGUGUCGUACUACUUUGAGAAAUUACGAAACCAUGGCAUUGGCACGGGAAGUGUGCGAGGGAAAAUGUGCCAUGGGCCGUCCUUGUCCGACUGGACUAUGCAGGCAACCAUCCAAAAGAAGUCCAAGAAGAAAGCCAUCCACGGGUAGUACUAGCAGCUUAACCAGUGGAAGAACUCCGCCACAAACACCACGAAUGUUACCGUCUGCACCACCAUCACCGGCUAUGCAGAGAUCAAGUAGCGUACUUUCGGCUGCGAGACCAAGAAGCGGUCCUGCAGGUUUACAUUAUUACACAGGGGGAUCUGCACCUCCAUCUAGAGCUGUGUCAAGGGUGGAUUUGUCCGCGGCUGUGGCGUGCAGCAGUAGCAGUACGAGUUUGUCAUCGGUGGGUAGAUCCGGUCUAUCUAGUAGUAAUUGGCGUUUAACAGCUGGAUCAGCCCCAAAUACACCGAGGCCAACACCACCGGUAUCUCCUCAACGUUGGCCAAGGAGAGCUUCCAAUCGCCAAACACCUCAGUUGCCAGUCUCAUCAGAAACUCCAUCUACGACGACGUAGCACUUGAGGAACUUCCGUUCGUUCACGAUUUUACCUGAAUAAUUUCAACGUCGUAUCACGUCGACGUAACGUCAGUAUUUCGUUGCGAUUCUGUUGCUUGAUGAGUGAAAGAAAGAAUCGUCGAGAAGUAUCGAACGACGGAGAACUUUGAUAACAUGCACUUAAGCUUCCCAGUUUGAAACGAUGUUCAAUUAUGUGCAAAAACUUUUUCAGGAGUCUCUCAGUGAACUGCUUCGAUCUGCUUGUGCUAAUUCGCGAGAUUGUUUGGCAAGACUAUAGCACUCAGCACAACGGUGGUUUCUGCUUUUACGGGUCGAUAGUUAUAUUUGUUAAUCGCGUAAGAAAAACGACAGACUGUCGUUUGUAUUGCUAAUAAUAAUUGCAGACGUCACAGGUGGAACCGCACAAGGCACACAUAUUUUCUUUUCGCUUCAAGCGAAUGCGUAAGGCGGAAAUUCAAUUGUUCAAAAGGGUUCGCGUUUCAGAAACUCACAAAUUGUUCAUUGACGCUGUAUAAUUUUAAACGUGCGUUACAAUCAUCGACAAUCUUACGUAUGGUUCUAGGAUUCUCGUUAAUUGACAUUCUUUUUUUAUAAAAAAAAGAGGUGUACCAUGAAUAUUGUUAUUUACGACGAAGCUAUGAAAAACUGUCCAAAAAGAUCUCUUCGUUUACUCGUGUAAAAGUCCACUCGUAGAGGAUUCAUUACUAUGUAUGGAACGUAGAGUUAGAAGUACAGAAAAUCAUUGCAUUCAAGGGAAAGCGCUUAUUCUCGUGUUUGUUUAUCAAUCAUCGAUUCGCUGUAGUUGUAAACUCGAUCAUAUAAUAGCACACGCUUGAUCACUUUUCUAAAAUCAAAGCUUGAUGCCAAUAUUUGUAUUCAAAGAGAAACUAAAUUUUAAUGGCUAUCCUGAGAGAUCGAGAAGGAGUAUGCCAUUGAUAUCGUUAAUAAUUGUGAAUAGAUUAUUUGAGUAUUAAAAAAAAAAAAAAUCGAUGAAACACGAGAAAUAUGAAAGGAUCAAGAGCUGUUGUUCCCUCGAAUCGUUCCAUUAAGUUUAUUCGCAACCGUCCAUUGCAGUUGUUGGAUUUUGUAGCGAAACCACGCUGUUUAGCGCAAGUUGUUAAUCUAAAAGGAAGCAUAUUAAAACAUAUUUGAAGUGUGUGUCGAUGGAAGCAUUUUAUGCACACGGAAAAUAGAUAGACUAUCUUGUCAGAGCUUACGGUUCCCGGCGCACUUCAUAGGCGGCCCCUUCCCUAGGCUUCCACCCGUGCCGUAGGCGGCCGCGGGAAGAAUGACGAGACAGUGAAGGGGCCCCCUAUAUAUAGGCCUGUGGCCGCCCGCCUCACACGCACUUACGCGCGAAAAUUUGAAUUAAUAUUUACUUUGUUAUUCGUACUGUUCAGUGCUAUACUAAAUUCUAUAAUAUUUAAUAAUUAAAAAUGAUGCUAUUUUUGUUCUAAGUCAUUUUUAAUAAUAAUAUUAUUAAAAUUAAGAUUUUGCGUGUGCAAAAAAUACCGCUAGACAUCGCACACACUUGUAUGCAUUUGUAGGCAUACGUUGUUGCAAAUGGAUUUCAGAAGAUUUUAUAAACUGUUGGCAAUGGUGAUUAUUAUGCGACUAUGUCGUAGAUUAGAUAGACACGUUGUUAUUUUUUCGUGCACCACAGGUAUGUACGAUUCACGCACGAUGAGUGAGAAAAGAAAGAAUCCGAGCGAAUCUUGUACCUCAUUCCUCUAAUCAUCGAGGCAUAUUUCUUAGAUUUACAGGAUAGAAAUAUUUAUUUUUCUAGAAUCACUCGAGCGUAUCAUAGAUUAAAACGGAAUAGUUAGAAAGUAGAGAGUAAAGUGCGCAGUUAAGAGUAUAUUAAAAAAAUAAGAAAACAAAAAAAAAGCAUUUCAGUCAACUUUUUAGCGUUAUUCAAUCCAGAAGGAUGAUUUUAACAAUAACACUGACUAGGUAAUUGUAACUGUAUUGUUAAAAUCACUUUCUUUGUAUAAGCUGUACUCGUUUGAAGAACUUGAUCAUUAAGAGUCCAAUCGAUAUGAUCGAUUACUGGUUUACUUGUUCGUUAUUAUUUUUAAAUAUUCAAUUAAAGUAUAGUGAUAAUGGAGCAAUAACGUGAUGUGAAAAACGUUCAUGAUUCAAAGUUUGAUCCAGUGAUCAAGUUCAUUUCCAUUGGUCUUUUCAAGAUCAUUAAUGUUCUCAAUUAAUUCAAAGGGGUACAACUAUGAUGAUGUUAAAAAUCCACAAAGUAUUUUUUAUAAACUUAUUGUUUUCAAACGUUUGCUGGAUAUUGACAUAUCGCUGUUAUAAUAAUUAAAUAUAUAUAUAUAUAUAUAUACACCGAUACACACAACGCUUGACCAUUUAAAUACGAAAAUAUAUAUACGUAUAUAUAUUUGUAGAGAAAGAGAGUGUGUGUGAGAGAAAGAGAGAAAACAGUUCUAAAUUA
Molecule: messenger RNA, 4525 nt
Organism: Osmia bicornis bicornis
Lineage: Eukaryota; Metazoa; Arthropoda; Insecta; Hymenoptera; Megachilidae
Product: dual specificity protein phosphatase 15
Exons: 7
Coding region: 1022-2074 (350 amino acids)
Biological process (GO): protein dephosphorylation
Cellular component (GO): cytosol
Molecular function (GO): protein tyrosine/serine/threonine phosphatase activity
Source: RefSeq, a predicted model, not a curated record